Messenger RNA from Capsella rubella, 1867 nucleotides. Its product is annotated as ubiquitin carboxyl-terminal hydrolase 7. The record is from RefSeq and is a predicted model, not a curated record. Gene Ontology annotation, molecular function: cysteine-type deubiquitinase activity; proteasome binding; protein binding. Gene Ontology annotation, biological process: proteasome-mediated ubiquitin-dependent protein catabolic process; regulation of proteasomal protein catabolic process; protein deubiquitination. NCBI's taxonomy places the organism in Eukaryota, Viridiplantae, Streptophyta, Magnoliopsida, Brassicales, Brassicaceae.
CUUCUUCUGUUCUUCUUCUUCUUCCUCUUCUUUUUUUUCAUUUUUUAAUUUUGUUUUUAUUUUUAUGUUAAUUAAACGCCGCCGUAUUGGGCCUUAGGUCUGAUGUGUUUAUGAAGCGAAGGUGAUCAAACCCGACCCGACUCGAUCCACCCUGACCCACCCGGUUCGGGUCCAGGUACUGGUGUAUUAGAGAGAGUGAGAGACGGAGAAGAAGGUUUGCGCUUGCCUCAUCUUCAAGAAAGAAAUCAAAUUCGCUCUCUUCGCCAUCAACCAUGUUAACAGUCAGUGUGAAGUGGCAAAAGAAAGUGUUUGAGAGUAUCGAGAUUGAUACUAGCCAGCCUCCUUAUGUUUUCAAGGCUCAGUUGUAUGAUUUGAGUGGUGUACCUCCAGAGCGGCAAAAGAUCAUGGUCAAAGGUGGACUUUUGAAGGAUGAUGCAGAUUGGACCACUUUGGGACUGAAAAAUGGUCAAAAAUUGAUGAUGAUGGGAACUGCAGAUGAAAUAGUGAAGGCUCCAGAGAAAGGUCCAGUUUUUUUGGAGGAUCUUCCUGAAGAAGAGCAGGCUGCUAAUCUGGGUUACAGUGCUGGCCUAGUCAAUCUUGGAAACACCUGCUACAUGAACUCAACGAUGCAAUGUUUAAAAUCUGUCCCAGAGUUGAAAUCUGAAUUAUCCGAUUACCAAUCUGUCCAAACCAAGGAUGUGGAUCAAACGUCUCACAUGCUUACAGUUGACCGUGAGUUAUUUAGUGAGCUUGAUAAAAGUGUCAAGGCUGUUGCACCUAUGCCGUUCUGGAUGAUGUUACAGAAAAAAUAUCCUCAGUUUGCUCAGUUGCAUAACGGGAAUCACAUGCAACAGGAUGCUGAAGAAUGUUGGACACAAAUGCUGUACACUCUUUCCCAAUCCCUAAAACCACCAUCGCCUAGCGAAGAUCCUGAUGCUAUAUAUGACAUUUACUGUCCAGGUUCAUUAUGUAGGUUGCAUUGCCAAGAAAGUAGCGAAGAAAGCUCAGAGACAGAAUCUGUCUUUUCUCUUAAAUGUCACAUAUCACAUGAGGUGAAUCACCUGCAUGAAGGAUUAAAACAUGGACUGAAAGGAGAACUUGAAAAAACAUCUCCUGCUCUGGGUCGUACAGCGGUUUACAUAAAGGAUUCUCUUAUAGAUUCAUUGCCAAGGUACUUGACUAUUCAGUUUGUGAGAUUCUUCUGGAAACGGGAGAGUAAUCAGAAAGCAAAAAUUCUCCGGAAAGUGGACUAUCCGUUGGAGUUGGACAUAUAUGAUCUUUGUUCUGAGGAUCUUAAGAAGAAACUGGAAGCUCCUCGCCAGAAACUGAGAGAUAUUGAAGGUCAAAAGCUUGGUCUGCAAGCCAGUGCAAAAAGUAGCUUAAAGGGUGAUGAUGUGAAAAUGACUGAUGCUGAGGGAUCAUCGGUUGGCGAAUCAUCCACCAGUGACCAACAGGUAGGUUCUCCUUCUCACAUGACCGGAAUUUAUGACCUGGUCUCGGUGUUGACCCACAAAGGCAGAAGCGCAGACUCUGGGCGUUAUGUUGCAUGGGUCAAGCAAGAGAGUGGUAAGUGGGUUCAAUACGAUGAUGCUAACACAAGCCUUCAACGGGAAGAAGAUAUCACUAAACUCUCUGGAGGAGGUGAUUGGCAUAUGGCAUACAUAGUAAUGUACAAGGCCCGUCUCAUCUCCAUGUAAUCUCUUCUCUUUUAUUUUAUCUCAGUUCUUAAAACAUUCAGAUUGUUUGAAGCUUUCUUUAGAUAGACCAUCUCCAUGCUCCUCUUUAUUUCAUUCCUAUUAAUAUUAACUUCCUUAGAUAGACUGUGUGUUUACUGUUUACCAAGGUUUUAUAAUAAGAGGUCCCAAUC